UUGCAAUGCAACCCACAGCGUAAAAAUAUCGCACACUGACUUCGAAAUCACGCUUGCUCGGCAAUCGUAUAUCUUACAGUAAUUCGCUUGUUAAGAUUUCGUGUAAUGAACCGACAGUUUGUUUGGGAAAUUAAUACAAUAUCUUCAGUUCACAAUUUUUACGAAUGGUUGUCCAUGAAUGCGCGUGGGAGUUGUCAGAGAUUACGUUAUCAAUAAUGGACUGAAUUUGCGUAUUAUUUUGUACGAUCCCGGCGUGAAUCUGCAUAGGAUGUAGCUAUGCAUUGUGUAACUUUCUGUCAUGACGAUUGAUAAAAAGCGGUAGUUCUACGUGUGUGGCGUUUUAUUAUUCAACUGGACUUGCGAAUUGUACAGCCCAAUUAAUAUUUAAUGUGAUUGAUCCCUUUAAAAGCUGAGUCGAACUGGUCACAUCUGAUCAACCAUUAUUUGCUUACAUUUCCGUGGAUUUUGCUCAUGUUACCGUACCAUGUCUUCACGGACUAACCUCAAACUUCAGCUCCAGAGAGAGCAAGCUCAACGUGACGAUGACCGGAAGGGAAAUGGUGUGCCAUACUCUUCGUCCACCGGCAGUUUAUCCAGCUCCGAUGGUAUGGUCGGUGGUCACCCUUAUUCUCCUGCUCAACACCGGGGUUCGCCCCUCCUGCGGAAUCCCAACAACAGCCCCUCCUUGUCAAUGUCCUCAACCGUGCCCUCUUCGUCGGAAUUCCAACAGCAUUACAGCAUGAGUCUACAAAGUCGGCUGGAGCACCCUAACCGGUUCUUCGGCGAUGAUAAGCCCAAGCAACUGAAAACCUAUGUAUCUAAUUCUAUGGGACGGGCUAGUCCUCUGACACUAGGAAAUUCACUGCCCAAUCAGUUGUCCAUGGGUACUCUACGGCAGCAUUCGUUGAAUAAUACCGCCAGUCCUCUUACGCCUGACAGUCCCAUGACGCCACGGUCUGUGGGGACGCCGCAUUCGCCGGCUAUUACAGAUGUUUCUGAGAUGGACGAACUUAUUGAGGAUAUCAUGGAGCUCGAAGCAAAGUCCGGUGGCAAACCGUCACGCAACAGCACUCGCUCCCUGACACCUAAAGAGCAACUGGCUAAGGCUAUGAAGUCAACAUCACCGUUACCGGCAAAUUUGACCGGAAACACGGAUUAUCUGCGCAUGUUGGAUCCUGUUACUGGUAAAUUAAUGCCUACCGUCUCCUCGUCGUGCCCGGCUAAUCUGCUGACGGCUUCAGUCAAAAGUGAACCGUUAACGGAAGAUGAUAUGAAAACUAUUAACAAAGACCGCCAGAAGAAAGACAACCACAAUAUCAUUGAGCGGAAACGAAGGGAUAACAUUAACAAUUUGAUCAAGGAGCUCAGGACCAUGUUGCCACAUUCUAGUGACCCUGAUUUCCCUAGGAGCAAGGGUUCCACCCUGAAGGCCACCGUGGAUUACCUGAAGGAACUAAAAAAAGAUCGAGAUCGCUUAAAAGUUGUAGAGGAACGCCAAAAAGCAUAUGAACUGCAGAACCGGAAGUUAGCUAUGAAAGUUCAAGAACUGGAAAGACUGAUUGAGGCGCAUGGUAUUCAGUUACCACUGAACAGCGUGGAUAUGACUGGUAUGGCCAGUUUGGCGCCCCACCUGAGUGCUCUCAUUACCGGCAAAGGUUCCCCUCAGCCUGACUCGUACCCCGGUACACCCACUCAUCAGCAGCCGCAAGCGACCCCUAAUGCAGCAGCACACCAUUUUCCGUCCCAAAACCAGUAUGUGCAGAUUAAGCAGGAGCCCGCCCAAUCUCCCAUCCCCCAAGUCUUUCCUCAAUACAUGAGUAUGUCGUUGCCGGAGGAGUUUGUGGGAGUUAACUUCAGUGUAACGGAACUAGCCAACAUGAUGGAUACCACGGAAAUGGACCCGAUGGUCUCGUCACUGACCAAUCCUUUCGAGAAUUUUAAUAUGUCAGAAGCACAGCAUUUGGAUAUGGAUUUUCUCACGUAAACACGUACCCGAAGUAUUAUAUCCAAAUGGAUAUAUUUAUAUCGUCGUGAUUUGUGAGUGUGCGUAUUCUGAUUGGUGCUAGUCGAUUGGUUGCCGAUGGGGAAAAAGAUUCAGGAAAUGGGGAAUUUAGGUAAAAAAGAUUUUACGUUUCUUCUUUGUUUUGAUACGCUGGUUGGCAUUCCACCCGCUAGUCCGACACUCUCUGUUUUGUUUGGGCAUAUGUAACGGGAAUAUUGCUUUAACUUUUUAUUCUUUUCAUUCACUGGAUUGAAGUGUUCUGUGUGUCAAGAUUUAUAGGCCCACAAAGAACCCGGUUUCUUGAAUUUCGCGGCUGAUUUGUGGUUUUGCGUGCUGGGUUUUCUUGUAAUUUACAAUUGAGCAUUUCUUUUCAGUUUUUUUUCUUUUAAUUUGAACAUUAUUUGUAUUGAUUGCUUGUACGAUAAUGGCUGCAUCUGUACGUGGUACAGAUUGUCUGUGCGAGGAAGGAUUUGUUGAUUUUUACUUUGAUAUACCAGAUUGUUGCCAGAGUGUUUUAAUUGCGAUACAUAUUCUGAAAGUUUUGUAGAGCUUAUAUUUUUUCGCGCCGGAAAAAUCACUUCUGCCAAAGAGUGUGAAUAAAUUUUGGCAUAAAUGUUC
Paramacrobiotus metropolitanus is the source of this 2620-nucleotide messenger RNA. RefSeq names its product transcription factor EB-like. The record is from RefSeq and is a predicted model, not a curated record. Lineage: Eukaryota; Metazoa; Tardigrada; Eutardigrada; Parachela; Macrobiotidae. The coding region runs from base 485 to 1984 and encodes 499 amino acids. Gene Ontology annotation, biological process: regulation of transcription by RNA polymerase II. The transcript is spliced from 8 exons. Gene Ontology annotation, molecular function: protein dimerization activity; DNA-binding transcription factor activity, RNA polymerase II-specific; RNA polymerase II cis-regulatory region sequence-specific DNA binding. Gene Ontology annotation, cellular component: nucleus.